CUUGCAGCUCCACAACAUAAACCAAAAACAUCCUCUGAGUUUCCUUCUUUGCCUCACGGUGCCAGGUGCGACUCCUCUCUCAACACGGCUCUGGAUUCUGGUACGACCGGAACUACCGCUCCUGUUCUGGGAAACGCAUACAGACGGAAGGUUGCUUGAUGAGAAUGGCAGAUCAGGAAGCAUUUAAACACAGUCCGAGAAGAGGCGCUGCUACUUUUCAGUCUGUGUCAGGCCUUGAGCCAAGCUUGCACCGUCCUCGGGUUCAUCUGACGGAGGAUGUGCCUGAUUACAGUGGUGCUACUGGGCUGAGCAAAAAUCUGCCACCUUCUGGAGACCAAGUGAGAGAGGCUUUACUUCCUGAAAGAGGUGACAGUCUCAGAAUGGAGAGGACUUUCAUUCAAAAACUCCAAAAGAAACUUGAUUCUGGUGACAGUCUGUUGGGAGAUGAGGAUGAAGAUUCAGAUGAAGACCCAGCUGUGUGUUCUGUCCCUGCUGUAUCAGCUGCUGAAAGCAUGCUCUCUGAUGAAGUGCUCCUCCUGGACCAGGGCGAGGACUUCAAGAAUGCAAAUGAGAGUACAAAGACCGAAGCUUGGGAAACUGACUGGCACAAAAAUCACAUGGCAGCAAUAAGCAGCGACAGGUUUGACAGCAUCCUGAAGAUGAGUCCUCAUUUCUAUGGCUGUAAGACCCACAUGGCAACAUUUGUCUUAACAAGAGAAGUGUUGAAUACGGGUGGUCUUCCAAGUGAGCAUUACAAGGUGGUGGCGUUGGGAACUGGCUGUUCAUGCUGCAGGAAGUGGCUUUGCUACAAUGGGACGAUGGUCCAUGACUGCCACGCCAUUGUCAUCGCUAGGCGGGCUCUCCUAAGGUUUCUGUACAAACAGCUUUUGCUGUUCUUUGAUGCUGAUCCAGAGGCCAAGGAGAGCUGUAUUUUUGAGAGCAGUACAGACAGCCACCAACUUCAACUCAAACCCGGGAUCAGUCUGCAUCUCUACACCAAUCGGUGUCCUGAAGGAGCAGCUAAGAACUUCUACUUCAAAGGCCCUGCAGACAGCACUUGGACUGCUAUGAAGCUGCAGUGUCAUGCUAAGGGCCUGCUGGCCCCUGUAACCUACCUUGACCCGAGCGUCUGGGGUGCCAAAGUCUGCUGCAUGUCUGGUAGUGACAAGUUGUGCCGCUGGACUGUCACUGGGGUUCAGGGUGCAUUACUGACCCACUUCAUCCAGCCCCUUUACAUAACCAGCAUGGUGCUAGGGGGCCAGCCGCUCUUAAAUGAGGAAGUGUCUGAUAUCACCAACAAGCGACUGGAUGGUGCUUUUCAGGACAUUCUGCCGCCACCCUACAAUAAGCACAACAUCAUCUUUCUCUGUGGAGACAAUGUGAGGCCUGUUGCGGCCUCACCGUUUCACGACAAUCUCAGCAUUAACUGGUGCCUUGGAGACAAGGAUAUUGAAGUUCUGGACAGCAGCAGAGGCAUCAUCAUCGAUGGCUCGCCCUCUGGGAGUGGACCUGGCUUCUCCAGCAGACUCUGCAAGAGAGCCUUCUACAGUUACUUCUUUCGAGUUGCGCAGUUGGGUGGACAUAGCUAUCUGCUGGAUCUUUCCACCUACCACAGUGUCAAGGUUCUUGUUACCUACAGAUAUGGAUUACAUGAAUGCUCGGUGCUCAAUCCCAGAAAUGUGGAAGCUGUCGUCUAUCAGACAGUCAAAGAGCUGAUCAAGGAACAGUUUCUGAGCAACCAUGCCGGUCACUGGAAUUCCAAAAAGCUGGUGGACUGCUUUAGCAUUUGAACUUUCCCCCAGCAGCGGGUCAUGUAAAAGUUUAUCCAAGUUCCUUUGGAGAUUUUAUUUGCUGUUGUUCUGUACACUUCACUUAUUACCUUGACAGUAAUUCUAGUUUUGUUUUAUGUAUAAUACUGUUGUUUUGUGUUUGUGUAGGUGUUUGAGAAAAAUAAAAGAGGCCCUACUGUUGUGCAUGAG
Scatophagus argus is the source of this 1979-nucleotide messenger RNA. RefSeq names its product adenosine deaminase domain containing 2 (gene adad2). The record is from RefSeq and is a predicted model, not a curated record. Gene Ontology annotation, biological process: adenosine to inosine editing; RNA processing. The coding region runs from base 159 to 1790 and encodes 543 amino acids. Gene Ontology annotation, cellular component: nucleolus; cytoplasm. The transcript is spliced from 11 exons. Gene Ontology annotation, molecular function: double-stranded RNA adenosine deaminase activity; tRNA-specific adenosine deaminase activity; double-stranded RNA binding. NCBI's taxonomy places the organism in Eukaryota, Metazoa, Chordata, Actinopteri, Scatophagidae.